AUGAGGGCUAGUAUCGCCAGAUUGGAAAUUGCUUGUGAAAGAAAAAAGCUAAUCCGCUUUUCCGAAAAGGACGACCUGUUUCUGAUGCGAGAGGUUUUGGGGAAGAAUCCAUACAAAAACCGUGGACUAUGGCAGGAUAUUGGCGCUGCAAUGCCAAGUGGAUGUGAUGUCCGUCGAGUCAGAGAGAGAGCAAAAAAGAGAAGAAAAAAACCCGCCUCAUCACAAAAAAAAACUGGUGUCGAUGAAGCCUAUACCGAGAGGGAAGAACUCCUGGACGAUAUGUUGGAGCUGUCUGAGGAGGAGGAAAGGACGAGACAAAAGGAGAAUGACAGGGUGGAACGUGAGGAGCAGAGUGGCCAACAAAUUAGAAAAAGGGCCAUGAUAACUCUAAGCAAAAGGAAGUAUGGGAAUACCUCAGAUGAGUUCGAAUUUGAGGGUUCUAAGGAGGACACGCCAAGCGAAAGACCCCGGAAUCAGAAUAGCACUAGUGUCAUCACUAAUUACCUAAAGGAGAAAAAUGACACAGAAACCAACAUACGGCAACAGGAACUCCAGCUAAGGAAGGCAGAACUGGCAUUACAGAAAGAGCGGUUUAACCUAGAAAAGGAAGAAAGGCAGCAGCAGGCCAAGAUGAUGGCAGAUCUGCUUAGGGCAUUGAUUAAUAAAUAA
Molecule: messenger RNA, 669 nt
Organism: Mizuhopecten yessoensis (Yesso scallop)
Lineage: Eukaryota; Metazoa; Mollusca; Bivalvia; Pectinida; Pectinidae
Product: vicilin-like seed storage protein At2g18540
Exons: 5
Coding region: 1-669 (222 amino acids)
Source: RefSeq, a predicted model, not a curated record